Molecule: messenger RNA, 2250 nt
Organism: Meira miltonrushii
Lineage: Eukaryota; Fungi; Basidiomycota; Exobasidiomycetes; Exobasidiales; Brachybasidiaceae
Exons: 1
Coding region: 62-1798 (578 amino acids)
Biological process (GO): carbohydrate metabolic process
Cellular component (GO): beta-galactosidase complex
Molecular function (GO): beta-galactosidase activity
Source: RefSeq, a predicted model, not a curated record
CUUCACUCUUUCACUUCACUCUUCCACUACCCUUAUCACCUUCGAGUCAGUAAUUAUCAUAAUGACGGCUAGUAGCAGCUUCACAAUCCCGCGACUUGAGAUGGACCCUGAAACCGGACGUCAACUUUUAAUGGUAAAGGAUAAACCUUUUCUAUGUUUAGCUGGCGAAUUACAAAAUUCAUCAUCUAGUAGCGCAUCUUAUAUGGAAAAACAGAUGGAAAAUUUACGUUCUAUGAAUCUAAACACAAUUUUAAUGGCAGUAAGCUGGGAACAAAUUGAACCAAUAGAAAAUACAUUCGAUUUUGCUGAAUUGGAAGCAAACAUCUUAUUGGCCAGAAAAUACGACUUUAAGCUUGUGCUAGUAUGGUUUGGCAAUUACAAAAAUGGGAUGAGCACAUACGUACCUUCUUGGGUAAAGAAAGACCCAAAUCGUUUCCCGAGAUGCUCGAUUCAUUGUCCGAACAACGAUCAAGAGUCUAUUGUGGAAGUUUUAACACCUUUCGCAAAAGAGAAUUGGAAUGCAGAUGCAAAAGCAUUUGGCCAUUUGAUGUCUCACAUUAAAGAGAUUGAUUCUGUAGAAAAUACCGUGAUUAUGGUUCAAGUGGAGAAUGAACCAGGACUACUCGGCGAUAGUCGUGAUCGAAGUCGUGAAGCGCAGUCAAAUUGGGAUGCUGGUGUACCAAAACUUUUACUCGAAAGACUGGCGAAAACAACAUUGCAUCCAAUCCUUCUAUCACGUCUUCCCAAUCUGCCUAAAAUUUUGCAAAAUGCUGCUUUAUCUUCCUCCACUUCCGAUGGAUGGAUUGAAGUUUUUGGGAGUCAAGCUGAUGAAGUAUUUAUGGCCGAUGCAUUCUCUCAAUAUGUAGAACAAGUGGCACGUGCAGGAAAAGAGGCUUACGCCAUUCCUUUCUUUAUAAAUACCUGGUUAAGCUGUGAUGACGUAACAUGUUUGGAUUUAGAGGGUAUUCCACUAAAGCAUAAUAUGACAACUGCUGCUGGAGGUGGGAAUAAACCGGGAGAUUAUCCUUCUGGUGGUUGUUGUCCACAAAUGCUGAACGUUUGGCAACAAAAUGCGCCUUCACUUGAUAUAUUUUCUCCUGAUAUUUAUUUGCACAACUUUCAAUGGGUUUGCGAACAGUACGUAGGCCAGAAUAACACAACACAACGUACACUGGUCAUUCCGGAAAUGCGAAGGGAUGAAUAUGGUGCAAGACGUUUGAUGUUGGCAUAUGGAAAUUAUAACUGUCUUGCUGCAAGCCCUUUUGGAAUUGAUACAAUGAAAGCAAAUGAAGCACCUUUUUCACGUAUUUUCAAACUACUGAAAAAGGUUGAAAAGCCUUUAUUAAAAGCAAAACCAGGUCUGGAAACGUUUGGAUUCUGCUUUGAUGAAAUCGAUCGUUCACGUUCGACAAUCGAAGAAACAAGAGUAAAGAUUAUGGGUGAUUGGAAGAUAAUAAUCAAACGGGCACACGUUUUUGGAGUUCCAGGUCCAGGUUGUGGAAUAGUGAUUCAAGAAGCACAUGACAAGUUUUUGUGUAUCGGAUGGGGAUAUAGCGUUUAUUUCUCUCACGAGAAUAAACAAUUUACUGGGAUUUUGAGCGCUAUGGAAUUGGAUUAUGUAAAUACUGAAGAUGGCCAAGGAACGUUGAAGCAGGGAAGAUUACUCAACGGGGAUGAAACGCGAAGUGGUGCUUGUCUUACCAUGCCAAACGAAUAUCCGGAUGAAGGUGGAUUUCCGAUCCCUAUCACAAUUCCUUCUGGUACUGCAAUUACCGUUUGUCAGCCGUACGCUUUGUAGAAAAAGAGAAUCUUAUGUGCAGUAACUGCAUCCGUUAACGUCUCGAGCGUAAAGACUGACGACAUUGUUGUUACCGUUCAAAGCUCCACCUCCAACGAUUACAAUAUCUUUUGGAUUAAAACCAACGGCAAGCGAUCUUGAAUAUUGACCGGGAGAAGAUGUUGAGAUUCGGGUCCAUGCAUUAGGAUCUCCAUUCUGUUUGUUAACGUAAAGAGAGCCAUCACUGUAAGCAUUUGCAACUACGGUUCCAUUGGCAGUCUUCGCACCCGAUGAUCCAGAUUGAGCUCCAAUUGGCGUCCAAGUAAUGAAAGGUGAAGAAUAAGGUGCUGUACCAUCUCGAGCAAUCAAUUGAGUAGGUGCUACGUUAUCCCAACUGGUGGGAUCAGUGGUAAUCUUGUAGUAUACGUCACAGUUUCUUGUUCCACAAUAUUCAAAUGUCAUUAUAUAUUUAC